Messenger RNA from Aspergillus melleus, 183 nucleotides. RefSeq lists its product as uncharacterized. The record is from RefSeq and is a predicted model, not a curated record. Bases 1 to 183 code for a protein of 60 amino acids. Lineage: Eukaryota; Fungi; Ascomycota; Eurotiomycetes; Eurotiales; Aspergillaceae. The transcript has a single exon.
AUGGCCUUUUCUUUCAUGGGCCCGCAGCACGCUCGCGUCAUCGAAGCCUAUAUGGACGGCCGUACUCUCGUGGUGCGCCCGACCAAACUGUAUGAUCUUCGUACCAAGGACGCUGCAGCUUUCAAGUCUUUCGCCCAGUGGUACUACGGAAAGCCACGUGCACCCACGGGAUCCUCUCAGUAG